AUGCCAGCUUCAACGCGUGCUCGUCGCGAUAACGGCGCACCCCACCCCGUACCCGCAUCUCCACAAUCCCCUCCGCCACGACUGACGAGGGCGACAAAGCGCCCUUUUUCCUUCAUUCUCGAUGUGCACUCGCCGAAGCAACAGAUAGCGGAGGGCGAAUUGAAGUCGAACUUACGGGUGAAUGGUAAAGGAAUACAACAGACGGAAAAGCUAGAGAAAGUUGGGGACGACGGUGCUAGGAAAACACGAUCCGCGAAACCUACGGAACCUCCACGGGCUUCUACCAGAAGGAAGGGAGAGGGAGAGGUGAUAUUAGGUGACGAGGUGGAUGAGAAGUCUGGGGAGGACAGCACCAGAGCAAUGAGGGCCCCUCUACGGCAGAGGAGGACAUCGUCUGCCGCUGCGAAUGGAGCAGUGGUGGUAAACGGCCAUACAACACCAAGCCCGCCCUCCAAAGAUCUCGAGCUCGGAGAGCCCGAACCAAAAAAACAACAAGUAGACAAAAAUCUCUCGCGCAACAUCGAUAACGUAACAUUUGGAGAUGUAUCGUUCAAAGCAUGGUAUCCAAGUUGGUACCCCAAAGAAAUCAUUGGAGAGAAAGGACUAGAUCCUCUCCGGGCGGUUGGUGAUGGAAGAAAAGCAGCAGAGAGUAUUGUGGUUAAGGAUCUAUAUAUCUGCAAUCGAUGCUUUGCGUAUACCAAGGAGGUGCUGGAGUGGGUUAGGCAUUGUAGAUGUUGUACAAAGGAGGUUCCUGGCAGGAAAAUUUAUACCCAUGGCCACGAGGGGGUUUGGAGUGUGUGGGAGGUCGAUGGAGGGGUUGAUACUUUAUUCUGCCAAAACCUUUCACUCUUCGCAAAACUCUUCCUAGACAACAAGUCCGUCUUCUUCGAUGUCUCGGGCUUCAACUACUUCCUCCUGGUUCACAACUCCACCCGCCAAGUUAUCGGUUUCUUCUCCAAAGAAAAGAUGUCCUGGGAUAAUAACAACCUUGCCUGCAUCCUAAUAUUUCCCCCCUGGCAACGAAAGGGCCUCGGCGCACUCCUCAUGGGCGUAUCGUACGAAAUCUCCCGUCGGGAAGAGAUCAUGGGCGGGCCAGAGAAGCCUAUAAGUGAUCUAGGCAAGAAGGGGUAUAAGAGGUACUGGGGCGCGGAAAUUGCAAGGUGGCUGUUAGUUGUGAAAGAGACAGACCGAAAGAAGGGGAAGGGGAUGGUAGAUGUGGAGAGGAUCAGUAGGGAGACUUGGAUCAGCCCCGACGAUGCGCUGGGGGUUAUGAGGGAUAUGGGAGUUUUGGAGCGGGCCGGGAAGGGGAGGGGGGAGGUGGAAAGGGUCAGAGUUGACAAGCAAAUGGUUAGGGAGUGGGUGCAGAGGGAGGGCGUGGAUCUGGCGAGGGUGGUUGAUCCUGAGGGCUUUGUUGAAGGGUAUGGGUAUAAGAAGGGGCAGGCGGAUGAGGAGAUGGGUGAUUGA
This is a messenger RNA of Venustampulla echinocandica, 1464 nucleotides long. RefSeq lists its product as uncharacterized. The transcript has 2 exons. The coding region runs from base 1 to 1464 and encodes 487 amino acids. NCBI's taxonomy places the organism in Eukaryota, Fungi, Ascomycota, Leotiomycetes, Helotiales, Pleuroascaceae. Gene Ontology annotation, biological process: regulation of DNA-templated transcription. Gene Ontology annotation, molecular function: histone acetyltransferase activity. The record is from RefSeq and is a predicted model, not a curated record.